GUAACCAAACAGAUCCCUGGCGCUUUUUAAAACCAAGAAACAGGAAAAAGAAAAAAGAAAAAAAAAAAGGAAUUUCCUUGCCAAAGAAAGAUAAAAAUAAUGAGAAAAAGGGAAUAAAAUUUAAAAAAUAUAAAAUUUUCGUAGCAAUAGAGUACAUAGACUUUUAACGGUUUUUCCUCUUCGUCCAAAAAAGGAAAACCUCAAAAGAUUUUCCAGUUACCAUCUGUUUGGUUGGUGAUAUUCAUUCAUUCAAUUUUUUUUCUUCCUCUGUUGAUGCUCGUGAUCUCUUUCUAGGUUUUUUUUUUUUAUUGUUUUUAAAAAGAAGGGGAAAAUCACAUUCUUGAUUGUUAUUUUGUAAGGUGUGAAAAGAGUUGAUUUUUUUUUUGUUGGGUUCAAAUGAAGAAAAGGCAAUGAGGAGAGAGGAAGAGAAAUGGAGGUUAGAUCUGAGAAUAAUAUACAAGUGAGGUGCGACAAGAUUUCUAGUCAAGUGAUUCCUAGGACUCGUCUUCAGGUUUGGUUCUUAAGAGUUUGUUCUAGCAUUUUGCUUUGGACUUGUUUGGUUCAGCUUGUUGCCGUUGGUGAGCUAUGGCACCCGCGUUUGCUUACCGGUUUAACCAACCGGAUUUCCUGGAUCAACACUCGCCCUCCUCUUCGUCUUCAACUCUCGCUCCAUUCCCCGCCUCCUCUUCUUCCUCCCAGAAACUACAAAAGUAAUGGUUUUCUCAAAGUUUCGUGCAAUGGGGGCUUGAAUCAAAUGCGUGCUGCGAUCUGUGACAUGGUAACUGUUGCCAGACUUUUAAAUCUCACUUUGGUUGUUCCAGAGCUUGAUAAGAAAUCAUUCUGGGCAGAUCCUAGUGAUUUUGAGGACAUUUUUGAUGUGAGACAUUUCAUUGAUUCUCUAAGGGAUGAAGUUCGCAUUGUCAAAAGGCUGCCAAAGAGGUUUAGUAGGAAAUAUGGGUUUCAAGAUUUUCGGAUGCCUCCUGUUAGCUGGUCAAAUGAAAAAUACUACUUAGAACAGAUUCUACCCCUGUUCAGUAAGUUUAAGGUAGUUCACUUCAAUAGAACAGAUACACGACUGGCAAAUAAUGGGAUCCGGCUCGAUCUUCAGAAACUCAGGUGCCGUGUUAAUUUCCAAGGACUGAAAUUUACUCCUCAGAUUGAGACUUUGGGGUAUAAAUUGGUUCACAUUCUUCAAGAAAAGGGACCAUUCGUGGCAUUGCAUCUAAGAUAUGAGAUGGACAUGUUGGCUUUCUCAGGCUGCACUCAUGGCUGCACUGUGGAAGAAGCUGAGGAGCUAAAACGAUUGAGGUAUGCAUACCCUUGGUGGAGAGAGAAAGAAAUAGUGUCUGCAGAGAGGAGACAACAAGGGUUGUGUCCUCUGACACCAGAGGAAGCAGCAUUAAUUUUGCAAGCAUUGGGUUUAGAUAAGGGGACUCAGAUUUACAUUGCUUCUGGGGAGAUUUAUGGCAGUGAAAGGAGAUUGGCACCACUGAGAGCUGCAUUUCCACGGAUUGUUAAAAAGGAAACAAUAUUAGAUCCAGUGGAACUGCAGCAAUUUCAGAACCAUUCAUCUCAGAUGGCAGCUUUGGACUUUAUGGUAUCUAUUGCCAGCAAUACUUUUAUUCCCACAUACGAUGGGAACAUGGCAAAAGUUGUAGAAGGCCAUCGCAGGUAUCUUGGGUUUAAAAAAAGUAUCCUGCCAAAUCGAAAGAAACUUGUGGAAUUGCUGGAUUUGCAUCAGAAUGGGACACUUCCAUGGAAUGACUUUGCACUAGCAGUAAGGCAAGCUCAUAAGAAACGGAUGGGACAGCCAUUCCUUCGCCGGGUUAUUCCUGACAAACCAAAGGAGGAAGAUUAUUUCUAUGCAAACCCUCAAGAGUGCCUAUGUGAGGGAACACAUUGUGAAGACUUAUUAGGCCCUGGUAACUCAAGUAUGCUAUAAUGAUUGUGGGCGAUCAGUUCUGAACUCGGCUUGAGAUGGUUUCUGCACAACUGUUUCAAAAUGGUGUGGAUGAUAAUCCAGUAAGGUUCAGGACAGAAUACCCCAAACGAUCAAUGUUUACAUGCACUUAAAAAAGAGUUUUGUAAGAAACGGCGGCAGAAAAUCCUCCAGCUCCCAUCUGGGUACCGAAAGAAAGAAAAAAUUUUCCCCUUUGCUUAUAAAUUUAUUUGUUUUUCUUAUGCCUCUUGUUGAUUUGUAUUCAGCACUGUCACAUAAAUCCACAGUUGAAUUAGCCAAUAUUUGUACAAUUCCCUUGU
Durio zibethinus is the source of this 2259-nucleotide messenger RNA. RefSeq names its product rhamnogalacturonan I rhamnosyltransferase 1-like. Gene Ontology annotation, cellular component: chloroplast; cytoplasm. The record is from RefSeq and is a predicted model, not a curated record. NCBI's taxonomy places the organism in Eukaryota, Viridiplantae, Streptophyta, Magnoliopsida, Malvales, Malvaceae.